Molecule: messenger RNA, 759 nt
Organism: Aspergillus uvarum CBS 121591
Lineage: Eukaryota; Fungi; Ascomycota; Eurotiomycetes; Eurotiales; Aspergillaceae
Product: ankyrin repeat domain-containing protein
Exons: 2
Coding region: 1-759 (252 amino acids)
Molecular function (GO): protein binding
Source: RefSeq, a predicted model, not a curated record
AUGGAGACAUCUCUUGAAAAACACGUGCAGGAGAAAGUUGAGACAGACAUCACCAGCGGCGAUCUCCAAGCCAUCCAAGACCUAUACCAGUCAACCGAUGCCGAAAAGCAACCCAGCUUACUAGCUCACAUCGCCGCCCGGGCGGCGGGAAAAUCUCAGCUCGAAAUAUUGGACUGGGUCUUCAGUGAGGGUUUUCAGGUCGCCGCAGGCUCCUUGAAUGAUGAGUUUUACCACCAAGCCUGCUACGCACAGUCCCUCGCCGUCUGGGAGACUCUGGUCAAGAACGGGUUCGAUCUGAACGGCCACCACAGCGAAGUCGUCGGCGAUGCGCUGAGCCUAGCAGCCUACUACGGCGAUGUGGAGAUUGUGCGCUUCCUGCUGGAGCACGGACAGGAUCCCAACGAGGCGUGGGGCGGGUACGAUGACCUGGAGCCCGCAGUGGCCGCUGCCGCGCACAUUGCCGCGGCGGAGCUGGGUAAUAUGGAGGCGCUGGAGUUGCUGGUGGAGCACGGGGCGGAUCUGGAGGAAGCCAGUGGGUGGUGGACGAACUGCGGGAUCGUGGAGGCGGAUCGAUGGGGCACGGCACUGUAUCGUGCGGCGUACAAGGGCCAGCGAGAGCCGGUGGUGUAUCUGCUGGGCAAGGGGGCAAAUGUUCAUUUCAAAGACGAGAUGGGGCGAUCGAUUCUGUGGGCUGCAAGACAGGGAGGGAAUGAGGAGCUGAUUGAGUUGGUGAAGUCAGCUGGUCUGAAGGACGAGUGA